Molecule: messenger RNA, 1575 nt
Organism: Monascus purpureus
Lineage: Eukaryota; Fungi; Ascomycota; Eurotiomycetes; Eurotiales; Aspergillaceae
Source: the annotation of a GenBank genome assembly
AUGAUGAAUUUCCAUUUGCUCUCUCUCCUCUCCCUGAUCGCCCUGAUAGGGGCAUUGCCCUUCGAUCUCUUUCCAAAGGUGAAGCUUCCUGACAACGGAGGGAUCGUUAUUGGAACCAGUUCCGGCAAGGUUGAAACGUUCAAGGGAAUCCCCUUUGCCCAAGCGCCCACGGGCUCCUUGAGGCUUAAGCCCCCGCAGCCUCUCAAGUCGAGCCUCGGCAUAUUCGAUGCAACGAAAAAUCCGACUUCAUGCCCUCAGUUCUUCUUCACCACUGAUACUAGCGAGAUCCCGGCCUCUGCGUUAGGUGUGCUCAUGAACUCGCCAUUUGUUCAGACAGUCACCAAGCAAGGUGAGGACUGUCUGAACCUCAACAUCCAGAGACCUGCCGGGACGACCGCGGAUUCAAAACUUCCUGUUUUGUUCUAUAUCUUCGGCGGUGGCUUCGAACUGGGAUGGAGUAGCAUGUACGAUGGGACGUCCCUACUCGAGACUGGUAUUGACACGGAUCUGCCCUUCAUCUUUGUGGCUGUAAGCUACCGCGUUGGUGGCUUUGGUUUCCUUCCUGGAAAGGAAAUUCUGGAUGAUGGUUCUGCCAAUCUGGGACUUUUAGAUCAGAGACUUGGUCUUCAGUGGGUGGCAGAUAACAUUGAAGCCUUCGGUGGUGACCCUGACAAGGUAGUGAUCUGGGGAGAGUCAGCUGGUGCCAUUUCUGUAUUCGACCAAUUCGCUCUGUAUGAUGGAGACAACACCUACAACGGUAAGCCACUGUUCCGCGGUGGAAUCAUGGAUUCUGGAAGCGUCAUCCCUGCAGACCCCGUCGACUGCCCCAAAGGCCAACAGGUGUAUGAUACCGUGGUCACUGCUGCUGGAUGCAGUUCAGCCAGCGAUACCCUCGAAUGCUUGAGGGGCGUUGAAUACCACAAAUUCCUGGACGCCACAAAUUCCGUCCCGGGUAUCCUAAGCUACCACUCCGUGGCAUUGUCGUAUGUCCCUCGCCCCGAUGGAAAGACCUUGACAGCAUCUCCCGAUUCCCUCCUGCUAUCAGGGAAGUAUGCCAAAGUCCCCUUCAUCAUCGGUGACCAGGAAGACGAGGGCACGCUCUUCGCUCUCUUCCAGUCCAACAUUUCCACCACGGAGCAAGUUUCCCAAUACCUGUUGGACAUCUUCUUCCACGACGCCACCCCGGAGGUGAUCGAUACCCUCGUCGCCUUGUACCCAAAUAUAAGCGACUAUGGGUCUCCCUUCCGCACAGGGGACGAGAAUAACUGGUAUCCGCAGUACAAGCGUCUGGCUGCCAUCCUCGGCGAUCUUGUAUUCACCCUCACCCGCCGUCUUUAUCUCACAGGUGUGUCUCUAUUGAGCCCAGAUGUCAAAUCUUGGUCCUACCUCGCGACGUACGACCACGGAACACCGUUGAUGGGCACCUUCCAUGGCAGCGACAUCAUCCAAGUCAUUUUUGGCAUUAAGGAUAAUUAUGCCGCAAGGAGCAUCCGCGAGUACUACUUCUCGUUCUUGCAUUACCUCGAUCCAAAUGCGAGGGGGAAGUAUCCCGAAUGGCCCCAGUGGAGCCAGUGA